This is a messenger RNA of Synchiropus splendidus (mandarinfish), 4430 nucleotides long. It is a transcript of the gene sntb2, whose product is annotated as syntrophin, beta 2. Gene Ontology annotation, molecular function: protein binding; structural molecule activity. Gene Ontology annotation, cellular component: intracellular anatomical structure; synapse; dystrophin-associated glycoprotein complex. The transcript is spliced from 7 exons. NCBI's taxonomy places the organism in Eukaryota, Metazoa, Chordata, Actinopteri, Syngnathiformes, Callionymidae. The coding region runs from base 211 to 1944 and encodes 577 amino acids. The record is from RefSeq and is a predicted model, not a curated record.
CACUUGACAGCGUCAGUCGGACAGAUUUCGAGUUGAAGUCCACAGCAAGCUGCGAACUGUCCGCUUCUCUUCCGUCCGAACUUGGUGCGCUGGUCCACGCUGCCUCGGCGGGUCGGGUGGGUGUGUGGAUCCGGCCCACAGCUCGCGGCUUGAGCGCUGAAAAAGAGGGAAAAGUUGAAGAUGAGUUCUGCGUGAAGCGGCGGGGCAGGAAUGGCAGUCUGGACCAGAGCGGAUAAAAACGGCCAGCUGGACCUUCUGCUGCGGGACCGCUGGAUCCGAGUGGCCGCCGAACUCACGCGGGAGACGCUGACUCUGACGGCGGAGGCGGAGGCGGCGGGGCCGGGGGGCAGCCACUGGGACUACAGCGGCUCCGCGGGCCUGCGCAAUGGCAUGUCGAACGGAAACGAGCCGAGUUUGGGGAACUCGGGUCGCGCGCAGGACCACUUUCAGAACCAGAACCACGGCGUCCGGGGGCGCAGCAGCAGCCCGGGGCGCGGGGGAGUGAGCUUCGGGCUCAACAGCCCCGGGAAGUACCCAAAUAACGGCUCCAACUCGGACUUCGGAAGCCCGGGCUCCAGCUACGGCAGCCCCGGCUCCAGUUUCGGCUCCAGGCAGGGAGACGUUCCCGUCCUCCGCUCGGAGGGGUCCUCGGAGGCGGUGCGGAAGGUUCGAGUGGUGAAGCAGGAGUCUGGCGGGCUCGGGAUCAGUAUCAAGGGCGGCCGAGAGAACCGGAUGCCCAUCCUCAUCUCCAAGAUCUUCCCGGGACUGGCGGCGGACCAGAGUCGCGCGCUCCGAGUGGGAGACGCCAUCCUGUCGGUGAACGGCAACGACCUCCGGGAGGCGACGCACGACCUGGCGGUUCAGGCGCUUAAGAAGGCGGGGAAGGAGGUGACGCUGGAGGUGAAGUACAUCCGCGAGGUCUCCCCGCUCUUCAAGAAGCCGUCCCUGGUGGCCGACCUGCCGUGGGACGGCGUCCGCCCGCAGUCGCCCAGCUACAGUGGCAGCGACGACUCGGGCUCUCCCAAUCACGGCGGCUCAUCCAAGGACAGGAAGGUCAUCGGUCUGAAGAUGUGCUUCAUCAGCAGGAACCUCACCAUGCCGGACCUGGAGAACAGGCUGCUGGAGCUUCACUCGCCAGACGGCCAGCACACGGUGGUGCUGCGUUGCAAAGACGGUCCCAGCGCCAACUCGUGGUUCACCGCCAUCCACACCAACAUCGCCGCCCUGCUGCCACAGACGCUGGCUCACAUCAACGCCUACCUGGGGGCCUCGGCGUCGGCGCAGCCGCACCUCAAGCACAUCGGCUGGAUGGCGGAACAGGUCCAGCUGGAAGGAGGCCGGCAGCAGCACAGGCCCGUCGUCAUGGCGCUGACGGAGAAGGACAUUCUACUGUUCGAGUCGGUGCCGUGGAGCCGGGAGACCUGGUCCGUGCCACUGCUCACACACCCGCUGCUCGCGACCAGACUGGUCCACUCGGGCAGCGCUCGCGGCUCCCCGGCGCAGGGAUCCGACCUGAUGUUUGCCACUCGGACCGGGACGGGGCGAGGAAUCGAGUCGCACAUCUUCAGGGUGGAGACUCACUGGGACUUGUCCUCGUGGACGCGAGCUCUGGUGCAGGGAGCUCACGCCGCCGCAGAGCUGAUCAAGGAGGUCUCCAUCGGCUGCACGCUGAACCGACAGGACGUCCGGCUGACGCUGCACUACGAGAAAGGCUUCACCGUGAGCCGCGAGCCGGCGGAGCCACCCGGGGGCGCAGUUCUCUUCAGAUACCCGUACGAGAAGCUGAAAAUGUCAGCGGAUGACGGGAUACGCAACCUUUAUUUGGACUUUGGGGGUCCGGAGGGAGAGAUGGUGUUCGACCUGCACUCGGGUCCCAAGCCCGUGGUCUUCGUCCUGCACUCCUUCCUGUCGGCCAAGCUCACGCGGAUGGGUCUGCUGACGUGAGCUCGGGGGGGAGGGGCUACACUCCUGCCGGAACAAGGGCUGGAUGUUUGCUUUCGUUCCUGCUUGUCUGUUUUCACAAGCACGGGUCGAGGUGGCGCCCCCCGCUGACUGUCGGGACCACGUGCCUUUUAUUCUUCACCUUCAUUGUAUUUUUUGUUUUUACAUCUGGGCCAAAAUAGACUUAAAGAGAUGCAUAAGAUUCACAACAUGGCAUUGUGUGACUGCAUGAAAACAGGUAACAACACUGCAUUAUGUCAUGACCUGACAGGGCUGGUUGGAUGCUCAGAUGAGACGGUGAUGCCACAUACAAGCACGCAGCUGCUGAAUCAUGAAAUACAUGCAACUGUAGGAGGAACCAAAUGUGUUAUUACAUAAAUGCACGACUUGUGUUGAAACAAAACACAACAUGUUGUACAUGAUGAAUGAUUCAAGCAGUGCCAUGACCGCUGACGUGUUAUUACACAGUAAUAAUCGUGGCGUUGAGCCUGGAGUCAUUACUUAAUGCAGUGUUUUUACUUUAUAAGAUGUUAAGUGUGAGUUAUUACAUGUCGUCACGUGUGUUAUUACACAAUGCCAGUGUGUUAUUACAUGUCGUUACAGUAGAUUGCUGUGUAAGUGCAACUCUUCUUUUGUGAUAACAAAACACUGCCAUAUUGCAAAGUGUUUUUGACAAAGUCCUUCCCGGUGAGAUCCAGGACCCCCCACGACGGUUUGGUUCACGUGUGAGCGCCGGCUUCGUGGGUGUGUUGUGUCCACGAUUCUCCUUAUGGUGACGCUCUGUUGCCGCCAGGACGCCGACUGUGCCUUCUGACUGAAUCUAAAGCUUCCGCGUGCCCACAACCCAUAUUGUUGUUACUGAUGUUGCGAGGAUCUGUCCAAGCCUGCUGCCCUGCGACCUUUGCAGGCUCUUGUUGUGAUCCUCUAGCUUGAUACGUUCCGAGUUACAUGAGUUCAGCGUGACUGUGAUUCAGUUCACGGACCCGUCAGUCGAGUGUGUGUGUGUGAGUGUGUGUAAAAUGACCCCUGAGUGGAGCCUCUGUGUCCGUUUGGACUGCAGACAAUGAAGCGCUGUGUCCACUCCACUCACAACAGCAGGUCUCACUCUUUGUCCUCCGAUAAGAAACGCAGCUCCUGCUGAUGUCGCCACCGCCGCCGAGGCUUUAACUCCCCUGUUGUUCGUGCGACUGUAAAUACCCAUCGCGUCCUUCUCAUGCAGUAUAUUCUCAGACUAGAGCCUGUGUUGAUGAUGCCUUUAUACUGCUCUACAAACCCCAGCUACAGCUGCGCACCGCGAGACACUUGCAGAGUGAAGUUCUGAAGCUGAUCUGCAAUACAUUUCAACACGUGUCCUAACCAAUCAGAUCCCUGGGACCAAAUACCACACACACCUUUGAUUCCUGCUCUAUUCCUCCACACAUUCCUCUUUAUAACCUUUGUAUCACGUUCCCCAUUAAACCAGAAGAAAUUUAUUCCAUGUUGCCUUCAGGGCUUAUAGCACCAAAUGAAUGUGUUGCUUCAUGCGGAGAGUCAAACAGAUCUAACUGGUUAUUAUUGUUUAUGAGGUAAUAACAUUACAUUUAUCACAUGGCAUCACAUUUUGCCAUGUGUUUUUUACUUGGUAUUAUUUUAAAGCAACAAGAUAGGAGACAAAAAACAAAAAAUUGGGUUAAAAAUAUAUUGUUUUUUUAUAUUUAAAUUUGAAUGACACAGAAUUUAACACCAGCUUAAUGUUGAAUCUUGAAAAUGUAUAAUUUCUUUCAGUGCCACACUACUGGCAGGAAAAUAAAGUAUAUAUAUAUAUAUAUAUAUAUAUAUAUAUAUAUAUAUAUAGUUUUAAGUAACGAUUUUAAUAUUUAAAUUACACUAUACAUUGAACAAUAGAAAGUCUUUCUAAAGAUUGAUUUGUAAGAUUCAGGAAUAUUUCAUGUGAAGUUCAAAGCUUUGUUCAGUGACCUCUGGGAUUCAGUCGAAGGGCCACAUGUGGCCCCCGGGCCGCACUGUUCCGGCUGUCCUGUCUGUCAGAGAUUCAGCCAGUGAACACAGAUUGUCUCUCCCGCGGGCCGAUCGCGUUCGCUCCCCUGUGUGUUCAGGUGACCGUCCGAGAGUGAGGCAGGUCUGUCAGCUUUAUAAAGGCGUCAUCGCUUCUCUGACUCCCACCACAGACACCAACUGCCUAAUCAACCGUGUCUGACUUGAUGCACUAACGAACGAACCUCUUUCUACUUGUGAAUGUACAACACCUCCUUUUUUUAAGCUUGUGUUUAUUUUUCUAUGCAAAUCGAGGCUUUAAUAUCGUGGGGUUUCAAACCAAAGGAAUUUCCGUGGCAGCUUGCGUCCCACACAAUCGUUAAACUGAAACCUUAGAGUUGCAGAGCUGCUGAGAUCAACUGUCAUAUGCAAAGUAUUUUAGACCUUCAGUUACAGUCCAUGCACCACAGCGAUGGUAGACAUGUAAAUACCUUAUAAUAAAAUCAGUUACCAACGAA